Penicillium cataractarum is the source of this 2511-nucleotide messenger RNA. Its product is annotated as beta-glucosidase. Gene Ontology annotation, biological process: glucan catabolic process. Gene Ontology annotation, molecular function: beta-glucosidase activity. The coding region runs from base 1 to 2511 and encodes 836 amino acids. The record is from RefSeq and is a predicted model, not a curated record. Lineage: Eukaryota; Fungi; Ascomycota; Eurotiomycetes; Eurotiales; Aspergillaceae. The transcript is spliced from 3 exons.
AUGCCGAAUCUGCCCGUGAUGACAUUUCCAGUCGUCAUGAGAACUGCAACUUUACUAUGUCUAGCCACUGCGGCGUCAGCGGUUAUUACACCGCGGGAUAUGUCUUCUGAGGACUCGACAGACUUCGACGCUCUGACUCUUUUCUGGGACUAUGGCAAAUCUCCACCUGUCUAUCCUUCUCCUAAGGGAAUAGCUACAUCGAAAGGCUGGGCUGAUGCCUAUGAAGCAGCCGCCAGGAUGGUCGCCAAAAUGACCAACGAGGAAAAGGCUAAUAUCACAACGGGAGCAGCACACCCGAAAAAUGGCUGCGCUGGCUGGGCACCCGCUGUUGAGCGAGUUGGCUUCCCUGGCAUGUGUAUGCAGGGAUCGGGUUCUGGUCUCCGUCCUACCGAGCUAGUCACAGCCUACGCUGCCCCGAUUUCCAUUGCCGCUUCUUGGAAUGAUGACCUCGCUUUCCGAACUGGCUUCUACCGUGGGCUUGAGUACGAAUCUAAGGGCGUCAAUGUCGCUCUGGAGCCCGUCUGUGGCCCCAUAGGACGUAUCGCCGAGAAUGGCCGCAACUGGGAAGGCUACGGCGCUGACCAGUACCUAACAGGGCAAAUGGUAUAUCAGACAAUCAAGGGUAUUCAAGAUAGAGGUACUGUAUCUGCAUGUGUCAAACACUUCGUUGCAUACGAGCAAGAGACCAAUCGUAUGCCGAUCGGACACAAUGAGUCUGUGUCGUCUAACGUCGACGACAAGACCAUGCACGAGCUCUACUUUUGGCCCUUUAUGGACGCUAUGAAAGCAGAAUCUGGCAGUGUCAUGUGCUCCUACAACCGCGUCAACAACUCCUAUGCCUGUCAGAACAGUAAGAUCCUGAACGGCCUGCUCAAGACGGAGCUUGGCUUUCAGGGCUUUGCCAUGUCCGAUUGGGCUGCACUGCAUACUGGCUACGAGGCUGCUGAUGCCGGACUUGACAUGGUUAUGCCUGAUAGUGGUGGCUUCUGGGGUACCAACCUUUCUCUAGCUGUCACCAAUGGCUCUUUCGCCCAGCAGCGUCUCGAUGACAUGGCGACUCGUAUCUUGGCAGUCUGGGAGAAAUUUGGCUCCAUCCCGAAUCCAGGGCACGGCGACCCGCCGACAGUUGACUGGACUCUGCCUCACGGUCAUACCAAUGCCAUGAAGCAUAUCUCGCAAAAGACCAUCUUCCAAGGUGCGCUCGAGGGACACGUGCUUGUCAAGAAUGUCAACAACGCGCUACCCUUAAAUAAACCCACAGUUCUGUCUCUCUUUGGAUACGAUGCUCUUCCUCCUGCGAUUGUUGAUCCUGUGAGUAGUGUGAAGUGGAAAUUCGGAUACGAAGCCCUCAACACCAGCUCAGCUGAGGAGCAGAUGUAUAUUGACGGGUACUGGAGCAACGGGUCCACCAUCUGGCCUGCUGGGCCAAAGGCAGGCUACGGGGGGACUCUCAUCACAGGUGGUGGAUCUAGCACAUCAAACCCUCCAUGGAUUGUGUCUCCCUAUGCUGCAUUUGUCCAACAGGCUCGUGAGGAUCUCACUAUGCUCUCGUGGGAUUUUCAAAACCAGAAUCCUGGUGUGAUGGGUGGCAGCGAUGCAUGCAUCGUCUUUAUCAAUGAAUAUGCUUCCGAAGGCUUUGACCGCGGCGGGCUUGCAGAUCCAUGGUCUGAUAAGCUUGUCAACAAUGUUGCUAACAAGUGCAACAACACAAUUGUUGUCAUACACAACGCGGGCAUCCGAAUCGUCGACUCGUGGAUUGACCAUCCUAACAUUACAGCUGUGAUUUUGGCUCACUUGCCUGGUCAGGAAUCGGGAAACAGCUUAGUAGAGCUUAUGUAUGGAAAGACUUCGCCGUCUGGAAGACUACCGUACACCAUUCCCAAAAGGGAGUCUGACUUUGGCGAUCUUCUAUACCCCACUCACGCUGAUAGCACCAGUGAAUAUCACACUCAAGCCAACUUUACCGAGGGUGUCUACAUUGACUACAAGCACUUCGUUAGGCAUAACAUCACCCCACGCUACGAGUUCGGCUACGGUCUCACAUAUUCCGAAUUCAAAUACAGCAAAUUGAAGACCACACUUUGUGAUAAUGUUCUCCCAUCCUUUGUCGACGCCUAUGCUGGCACAUUGGUUAUGGCCGACCCUAGCACAAAUCUCACAAUUGAAAAUCAAAGUCAAAAGCGUCUACCGUGGGGUGGCGCUAAGGCACUUUGGGACAACGUCGCCAAUGUCACAAUUGAGGUCGAGAAUAUCGGAAACAUGAUGGCUGAUGAAGUCGUACAGCUGUACGUCGGCAUUCCCGGGGCUCCAGAGAAGCAGCUUCGCGGCUACCAAAAAGCAAAUAUGAGCGUGGGCCACAAGGCACAGAUUCAAUUCCAGCUCACUCGUAGGGAUCUCAGUGUAUGGAGCCCGGAGAGACAAGGUUGGGUUCUUCAGAAAGGGGUCUACAAGAUUUAUAUAGGGAAGAGUGUUUUGGAUAUUCCUCUGGAGGGUCGUCUAGAGGUGGCCUAG